Messenger RNA from Folsomia candida, 1614 nucleotides. RefSeq lists its product as uncharacterized. The coding region runs from base 53 to 838 and encodes 261 amino acids. Lineage: Eukaryota; Metazoa; Arthropoda; Collembola; Entomobryomorpha; Isotomidae. The transcript has 4 exons. The record is from RefSeq and is a predicted model, not a curated record.
UCUCGAAAAUCAUUUUUUUGUCAAGUCACCGUAUAGUUUCGAUAGAUUGCACAUGAACGAUAGAAGAAUUGUACGGUAUUGCGAAAAUCGUUUGCAUAAAAUUUAUUGGUCAUCUGGAAACGACAAAUUUAUUACCGUACGAGAUUAUUUACAAGAACUUUUGAAUAGAGACGUAGAUAAUAUUGUAUAUACUAAGGGAAUGGCAAAAGUUAACGUUUUACGAAACUUGUUUAAACUAAAUUGCAAACGACUCGGAAUCGGACCGAUCCCCGAGAAGAGACGCCAAGAACAAGACGACCCACAAGGGCAGAAAGAAGCCGAGAAGAAACAUAAGGAUAGCGACCGUAGACGAGAAGAAGUUAAGGAUGCGGAAGAGAAGCCCAUGAAAAAGUCUAACGAAGGACCUAGGCAGGGGUCGGGAUCUGGAACUAAGCGAAAAGCUGGCGACGACGAUAAGAAGCCUGCGAAGAGGAUCGUGAAGGACCAAGUCAAGUCGGCCGUGAAGGACGCUAAGCGGAAGACAUCCAAGAAGGAUCCCCAGCCUCACUUCAGCGGCGGAGGAGCAGGUGAACAGCCAGGUACAAUUAAGAAAAACUUCUCGUCCUACGAAGAGAAGAAAGAUUCGCAAAAUUCAAUUUGGUGGGAGGGGUUUUUAGGAGGCGAAUACUACCUCCGACUCCAAACAUGGCAUAACAACUCAAAAACAUAUUUAUCUUUACGCAAAAAUCAAAAUGUGGGCGCAAAUAUUCUGGUCGACCACUAUUGGUCAUUAGUAAAAGCGUUAGAAGAAAUGCGCAACGACGUUGGUAGCAUGCUCCCGGCAAAACCGGACGCUUAGAGCUUUAUUUGAUGUUAAGCUCACUAAAAGUUUUAAAAUUCAAAUUUUGGUUACAAAUACUAGAUUAUUAGUUAUUGCUCCAUAAAUCCUCUCAAUACUUACCUUCAAAUUAGCACCGGAUCAAUUCUGAAAAUAAAUAAAUUCCAAUACUUCAUUAAUUAACUAAAAUUGUUGUCUAUUAAUUUCUCACACAGUUGACGGACUUAUCUUUGUUCGUCGUCAUAGACGGGCAAUGUUUCCGAGGAAGGCUACGCCUGGAUCAGCAGCAUAUGACCUAUUUUCUCAAAACUCUGGCGAAAUCAGUGGUGGCCGUGUUGGUGUGGUGGAGACGGGGAUCCAAGUUAUACUGCCCCUCAACCACUUUGGUUUGAUUAAGGGGAGGAAAGGAUUGGCCGCAGCAACAAUGAUAUCCACAGCAGGUGGCAUAAUCGACCAUGAUUAUACUGGGACGAUGAAGAUUAUCUUGCACAACAACUCGAGCGAAAACUUCGCUUACAAAGCGGCGUCACGCCUCGGGCAGCUUGCAGUAAUCCCAAUGUACCACGGACCAGUGCGAUACGUUGAAGGAACUAAGAAAGACGAAGAACACGGCGUUCAAAGAAGUGAGUUCUUAUCCCGCGAGCCGCGCGGUGAUAAGGGAUUCGGUUCGACUGGACAAUAACGCGUUUUUGGCAUUGUUCAUCACUUCACAUAUAUCACUUCCAACUUGCUAACAAUUUUUCAUUUAAACUGUUUUGAAUUAGUUAAUUAAUUAAUAAAUUAACUUUUUAACCGUC